Molecule: messenger RNA, 459 nt
Organism: Monoraphidium neglectum
Lineage: Eukaryota; Viridiplantae; Chlorophyta; Chlorophyceae; Sphaeropleales; Selenastraceae
Exons: 1
Coding region: 1-459 (152 amino acids)
Biological process (GO): malate metabolic process; pyruvate metabolic process
Cellular component (GO): chloroplast
Molecular function (GO): malate dehydrogenase (decarboxylating) (NADP+) activity
Source: RefSeq, a predicted model, not a curated record
AUGCCAGGUCCUGCUAUUGGGCCUGGCGCCCUGGCGGGCGUUUCACAACUCUUAGCCGGUGCCCUCGGGUGCCACCAUGCCGCAGAGGCCGCCUCGUCAGCAGGCCUGCGCGCCCUAGCGUCCUGGAACGCCGUGACGGCCCUGUGCCCCGCCGCCGAGCAGCCCCGCCCCGCCGCCGCGGCGGCGCCCAGCGCCUCGGUGCCGCGCCGCGCCUUCUCGACGCGCUUUGAAGUCGACGAGGACAAGGCCGGCCGCCCCACCACCCCGUGGGUGCGCCAGGUCAUCAGCGGCGUGGACCUGAUGCGGCACCCAAAGUACAACAAGGGGCUCGCGUUCAGCGAGGCGGAGCGGGAUAGGCUCUACCUGCGGGGCCUGCUGCCGCCGGCGGUCCUGUCACAGGAGGUGCAGCUGGAAAGAGCAAUCCUGAACAUCAGGUACACUGUGAUCAUUAUAGAGUAG